Molecule: messenger RNA, 1141 nt
Organism: Cynara cardunculus var. scolymus (artichoke)
Lineage: Eukaryota; Viridiplantae; Streptophyta; Magnoliopsida; Asterales; Asteraceae
Product: rac-like GTP-binding protein RAC1
Exons: 7
Coding region: 266-862 (198 amino acids)
Biological process (GO): cortical cytoskeleton organization; regulation of actin cytoskeleton organization; regulation of cell shape
Cellular component (GO): cell cortex; cytoskeleton; cell projection
Molecular function (GO): GTPase activity; protein kinase binding; GTP binding
Source: RefSeq, a predicted model, not a curated record
GCACACAAAACCCACACAAAAACACACAUUAUUCAUAUGAAAUUAUUCAUAAUCGAUGAAUGUGGCUACUAAUUUAGGUUUUUGUUUGUGCAGUUAGUGUGAAAUCAUUCUAGGGUUUUUCUUUUUUGGGAGAUUUUGCAGUUUUUCUUGACUUGAAGUCUAGAGGGAAGAGGAGUUAAUCAAGGCGAAGAACAAGAAUAUUCAUUGAAUUUGGUCGUCGGAGGUCAAAGUCAAACUCCGGUUACCGGGAAAAAGGAAGUCAAGAAUGAGCGCAUCUCGGUUUAUCAAGUGUGUGACGGUCGGCGAUGGUGCUGUUGGGAAGACGUGUAUGCUUAUUUCUUACACCAGCAACACUUUCCCCACUGAUUACGUGCCAACGGUUUUCGACAAUUUUAGCGCAAAUGUGGUGGUAGAUGGGAGUACUGUUAAUCUUGGCUUGUGGGAUACUGCAGGCCAAGAAGACUACAAUAGAUUGAGACCUUUGAGCUAUCGUGGUGCUGAUGUCUUCAUACUUGCAUUUUCUCUCAUUAGCAAGGCUAGCUAUGAGAACGUCUCCAAAAAGUGGAUUCCUGAAUUGAGGCACUAUGCACCCGGCGUUCCAAUUAUCCUUGUUGGAACAAAGCUCGAUCUUCGGGAUGAUAAACAAUUCUUGAACGACCAUCCUGGUGCAGUUCCAAUUACAACGGCUCAGGGAGAGGAGCUGAAGAAGCUAAUUGGUGCCCCGGCUUACAUAGAGUGUAGUUCAAAAACACAGCAGAAUGUGAAGGCCGUUUUUGAUGCAGCCAUUAAAGUGGUUCUGCAGCCACCGAAGCAAAAGAAGAAAAAGAAGCGAAAGGGUCAAAGGGCGUGCUCGAUACUGUGAGUUUUGGACAUGAUUCUAGUCGGAAAAUGGGAUGAAAGUUGACUUUUCAUUGAUGAAUGGUGAAGUGCUGAUUACCCUUUAUAUAGUUUUUGAUGAACUGCUCACCUUUUUUUUUGUGUCUUGAAAACAGGAUAUGUUGUGUAAGUUGAUAUAUGUAAUUCUUUAACACCAAAUAGUUGAGACUUUGGGACUAUUUGGGUAAUAUGUAAUAUGGUUUUUAUGUAGAUUGUGGCAACAUGUUGAUUUUAUGAGGGCUGGAAAUGAAAUUUUACAUCUGAA